Molecule: messenger RNA, 2094 nt
Organism: Xiphias gladius (swordfish)
Lineage: Eukaryota; Metazoa; Chordata; Actinopteri; Istiophoriformes; Xiphiidae
Gene: larp7
Product: La ribonucleoprotein 7, transcriptional regulator
Exons: 13
Coding region: 128-1831 (567 amino acids)
Biological process (GO): RNA processing
Cellular component (GO): nucleus
Molecular function (GO): mRNA binding
Source: RefSeq, a predicted model, not a curated record
UGUGACCAUUAGUAUGACGAGUUUACUAUGCGACUCCUGACUGAACGUAACCGGCAGGUUGCUGUUUUAUGUUAUUUUUUGGGCGUGUUAAGCAUCAAACUGGACUGUUUCCUCAUCUUAGAAAGGGAUGAUUGACACAGAGAGGGAAAUUGAUGAUGCUGGUGCCACAGAGUCCAGCAGUAAGACCAAGGAGACAGAAAAGAAGAAGCGUUCCCGAGUGAAACAGCUGCUGGGGGAUGUGAAGAAGCAGGUGGAGUUCUGGUUCGGAGAUGUCAACCUUCACAAGGACCGCUUUCUGAGAAAGCUCAUUGAUGAGUCAGAUGAUGGAUAUGUUGAUAUAUCUGUGCUGGCAAGCUUCAAUCGAAUGAAAAAGCUGACAACUGACACCAAGCUGAUUGCAAGGGCACUGAAAAACUCAUCUGUAGUUGAGGUUAACUUGGAAGGCAAUAAAGUACGGCGUCAGCUUCCAAUCGGAGACGAACCAAAUGAUACAGACAGCCGCACAGUCUAUGUGGAACUUUUGCCCAAGGAUGUGACCCACAGCUGGAUAGAAAGAGUGUUCACAAAAUGUGGGAAUGUGGUUUAUGUUAGCAUCCCCAGAUACAAGUCUUCUGGUGACUGCAAGGGUUUUGCGUUUGUAGAAUUUGAGAGAAAGGAACAAGCACAGAAAGCCAUAGAGAUGCUGAACAACCCCCCUGAAGAUGCUCCCAGGAAACCAGGGAUUUUCCCCAAGACGAAAAGUAGGAAGCCUAUUCCUCUGCCAGCUGACAAUCCACCAUCAGGUGAAGAAGAGGAGAAGAAAAAGAGAAAGAAGAAGAAAAAGAAAGAAGGUGCCACAGUACCAGUGCCCGCAGAAGAUGCCAAAGAGCAGGCGAUGGAAGCAGAACCAUCAGGGGCAAAGAGAAAGCACUCAGCAGUGGGAGAUUUUGAUCCAGAGCUAGCAAGCACUCAGAAGACACCGGGCAAAUUGUCAGAGAAAAAAAGACGACGGUCACAGACAGUAGAGGGAUCAGACAGUGACGUACCAUCUAAGAUAAGAAAAACCAGUGAAAGUGAAUCUGGAGAAAAGGAGAAAGUUGUAGCAAAGUCUGAUCCAGCCACUAACAGUGGAACCGAGAAAGUUGUUGAGGAAGGGAAAGAAAAUAGAGAUGAUUCAACCAUUAAAGCAAAGAGGAAGAGAAAAAAGAAACACAAAGAAAAACUGAAAAUCGGGGAGGAAGUCAUCCCAUUGCGUGUUCUGUCAAAGAAAGAGUGGCUUGAACUGAAGGAGGAGUAUUUGACCUUGCAGAAGCGCAGCAUGGCGUCCCUGAAGAAGUGCAUUAGUAAGAUUGAUCAAAAGGAGCCCAAGAGUCUCAUGGAGACAGAGAAUGAUCCUCAAGAUGGAAACAUUGAGAAGAGUAACAAAAGUGAAAAAGCAACUAACCAAGGACCUCAGUUUACCAGUGGUGUCAUCAUGAAGAUUACAGACAACAAGCCGCUACCAGGGAGAAAGUUCAUCAAAGAUGCCUUGUGCAAAAUGUCACCAGUGGCGUACAUUGACAUAAUGGAGGGAGAUGCUGAGGGUCACAUCCGCUUUCAUACCCCAGAGGAAGCUAAAGCCGUUAGUGAUGCCAGAGCAGAGCUACAGAAGGAGCAUAGCUGGAAACUUGAAAUUCUCUCAGGUGACCAUGAACAAAGGUACUGGCAGAAGAUCCUAGUGGACCGCCAGAUCAAGUUGAAUCGUCCAAGGGAAAAGAAGCGGGGUACAGAGAAGCUCAUAUCCAAAGCAGAAAAAAUCAUCCUUGCCCGGGCCAAGGAGGCAAAUAAGCACAUCCGUUUCCAAGAAGACUGACAGCUGCUGAAACUACAUUUUUUUUUACAACAAUACAUGUUUAACUCUGUAGAAUUUACAUGAUGUGAUCUGAAGGGGACAGAUGGUGUUAAUGUGUAUUUAGCUGGAAGAGAACUGAAAGAAGACUUGAACAACAGCAAAUUAGUUAAAAUGUCCCCUUAUUUUUUGUUUUUCACUGGAGCGCCCGAAAUGACGUGGAAUGCUGCUAUGCAUAUUGACAUUUUGGCAACAUUUUUUUUUUAAUUGUUAACUUUUUUUUUUUU